AUGAUAAAGGAGGCGGUUGAGUUUAUGGAUGGUAUGCCGGUGGAGCCUCAGCCGGGGCUUUUGGGAGCGAUUGCGGGAGCCUGCAGGACUCAUGGCGAGCUUGAGCUCGGAGAGGAGGUGGCGAAGAGGUUGAUCGAGUUGGAGCCUAAGCACGGAGGGAGAUACGUCCUGUUGGCGAACAUUUAUGCGGCCGCGAGGAGAUGGGAUGAUAUGGAGAUGGUGAGGAGAAUGCUGAAGGAGAGGAGAGUUUCGAAGGUUGCGGGGAAUAGCUUGGUUGAGCUAAAGUCCGUCGGCGAUGAGAGCUUCAGUCCGUCGGGAACGAGAGUUGCAGGUUAG
Molecule: messenger RNA, 336 nt
Organism: Asparagus officinalis (garden asparagus)
Lineage: Eukaryota; Viridiplantae; Streptophyta; Magnoliopsida; Asparagales; Asparagaceae
Product: pentatricopeptide repeat-containing protein At2g02980, chloroplastic-like
Exons: 1
Coding region: 1-336 (111 amino acids)
Biological process (GO): RNA modification
Molecular function (GO): RNA binding
Source: RefSeq, a predicted model, not a curated record